UUCUUCAAACUAUAACGAUUUAAAAGUUAUUCUGUACUUACAGUUUGAACGCUACUCAUCGCCGUGCAUUUUAGCAUCUAAUAUUUACAACAAUAUAUUUAUGAGCAUGCUCUGAAACGCAUAAAAUAGCGCACUAUGUAGGGAAUAGUGUGUGAUUUGGGACACAGCCCGACCUCGUUAUUCAUUUCCGCUUCCGUGUUUUGACCCCACCCACCUCGCGCGCGCGGAUUGGAUUGGCUAAUUCAAUUCAACGUUCAGUUUUUUACAUUCUUUUACAUUCUAAUUAAAAAAAAGCAUAUCUAUAAUGUUUUUAAAUCUUUAUAUUGCUGUAGCGCGUGAAUAAGAGUCGUGUUUUAAAGCAGAAAGUUUAUUAAUCCGUGAGAUUUAGCUAUGCUAGUCAGUUUCAUUAGCAUGUAAACAUUGCGCGUGACCGUCGGGUGUCUCGAGCGCGUUCAACUCCAUUUUAUAUGUGUGAUAAAGUUGUAUUGUAUAAAGUAAUUUGUUUGUGAGUUUGUCAGCAUGGCGUUGGUGCCGUAUGAUGAAAACAUCCUGCCUUCUCUGUCCAAACUCCACUCGUCUUCCGCUGAGUUCCGGUUCGCCGAGCGCCGCAUCCGAUUGGCUCAGGACUGGAGAAAAGGGGGCGUGGCCGCCGUCGUGUGGGACGCGGCGGUGGUGAUGUGCGUGUACCUGGAGCUCGGCCGUGUGGACCUGAAGAACAGAACCACCAUCGAGCUCGGAGCCGGGACUGGGCUGGUGGGCAUCGUCGCUGCGCUGCUCGGAGCUGAUGUAACGAUCACCGACCGAAGACCAGCGCUGGAGUUCUUGGAGGCUAACGUGAGGGAGAACGUUCCUCCACACCUGCAGGGGGCGGUGCGAGUUUCUGAGCUCACCUGGGGAGAAGGAUUAGCAGGCUAUCCCCCAGGCGGCUACGACCUCAUCCUGGGAGCGGACAUCGUUUACCUGGAGGAGACGUUCUCCGCUCUGCUGCACACGCUGGAACACUUGAGCUCGGAGAACACGGAGGUCCUGCUGGCGUGCCGGAUCCGUUACGAGCGAGACGAGCGCUUUCUGAGCAUGCUGGGAAAUCGCUUCUCAGUGCAGGAGGUUUACUACGAUUCACAGCGGGACGUUCACAUCUACAGAGCGGUGAAAAAUAAGACGAAGACCGAGCUCUGAGGACCAGACUGAUAACUGAUAACGUCCUGAUAACUGUCUAAGAUUUUAUCUCUGCGCAUGUUGAUGUCAUGAUACUGUCUGUUAAAAAAAAUCAUUGUUAUUAAAAGUCUUUCUUUGCUCAGA
Pangasianodon hypophthalmus (striped catfish) is the source of this 1299-nucleotide messenger RNA. RefSeq names its product methyltransferase 21A, HSPA lysine (gene mettl21a). The transcript is spliced from 3 exons. Gene Ontology annotation, molecular function: protein-lysine N-methyltransferase activity. The record is from RefSeq and is a predicted model, not a curated record. Gene Ontology annotation, cellular component: cytoplasm; cytosol. NCBI's taxonomy places the organism in Eukaryota, Metazoa, Chordata, Actinopteri, Siluriformes, Pangasiidae. Gene Ontology annotation, biological process: peptidyl-lysine methylation. The coding region runs from base 520 to 1176 and encodes 218 amino acids.